Molecule: messenger RNA, 384 nt
Organism: Rhinocladiella mackenziei CBS 650.93
Lineage: Eukaryota; Fungi; Ascomycota; Eurotiomycetes; Chaetothyriales; Herpotrichiellaceae
Exons: 1
Coding region: 1-384 (127 amino acids)
Biological process (GO): cellular response to oxidative stress; hydrogen peroxide catabolic process; response to reactive oxygen species
Molecular function (GO): peroxidase activity; heme binding
Source: RefSeq, a predicted model, not a curated record
AUGGGCUUCAACGAUCAGGAAAUCGUCGCGUUGAGCGCUGCGCAUAAUCUUGGCCCCUGCCAUGGUGACCGCUCGGGCUUUGAAGGAAAAUGGGUCAAUAAUCCGACACGGUUCAGUAAUACGUACUUCAAACUCCUAAAGAUGCAUGAUUGGAAGAAGACAAAGUUGGCGAACGGGCCGGAGCAAUUCGUCUAUGUGGACGAAGAUCUCGAGGGUGGGGAGGCCGACGGGGAAGCUGAAGAACUCAUGAUGUUGCCUACGGAUAUGGCCCUGUUGCAUGAUCCGAGCUUCCGGGCUUGGGUUGACAAGUACGCCGAGGACAAAGAGCUGUUUUUCCGCGACUUUGCGAAGGUGUUUGCUAAAUUGUUGGAGUUGGGGAUCUAG